AGAGCACGUCUGUGUGUAAUUUACGGCAGGGUAGUAGUUGUUAAGUAUUUUUCAUGAGGUAUAUGAUUGAGAACGGUCGAUUAUUUUCUUACAGUCGUUGAAACGCGUUUGUACGUUAAGGACGUACGGCAAAUGUAGUUCCGCCAUAAGAAGAAAAAAAUAAAACAAAAUAAUAAAGAAGUGAAAAUAACAAAAAAUAAUUGAUAAAGAGAUAUAAUUUGAAUAAAAUUUUGGAAAUAAUUAUAAAAGAAUUUUAAGAAAGAAAAAUACAAAAAGAAUAUAAAAAUAAGCAUAACAAUAAAAGUGUUCUAAAAAGUUGUGAGCUAUACUAAACAUUGGAAAAAUAUUCAUAUAAAGAAGAAAAAAAAAAUAAUGUCAAGUGCUCAAGUAUCCCAGCCACCAACGCUGCAACAAUUGCAGCAACAUCAACAACAGCAGCAGCAACAACAACAGCAACAUAUUUCACAGUUCCUUAAUCACAUAGCGGCGGCCCAGCAGCAGCAGCAACAACAACAUCAUCAACAGCAAAUCCAUAAUCAUCAAUCUGAUCUCACAAGCAGCUCACCAUCACACAGUGAUUAUCAUCACGAUUCCAAUACCCGGUCCACAUUGUCGCCACGAUCCCCCAGAUCAGUGCAACAUAGUCCUCAACGUUCGACAAACUCCACACCACCACCCGCCCAUUCCAAUUCCAAUUCAAAUUCCCCCAAACCCCUAACGCACAGUAACAAUCCCCAAGAAGAGGCUCAGCAACAAACAUCACUCAACAACAACAACACCGCCGCACCCUUGCCCUUACUGGUGCAGCCGGUACCCUUGAGCAACGCCAACAUGCAUCAGCUUGCCCACAACACCACAUCUCCCCUCAAUCUAAGAGAUCAACGAAUUUCGUUUCCACCACAAAGGAUCUAUGAAGGUGGCAUACCGCCCCCAGUACCGGCAACACAUCUAGUUCACCAUCCCCCACCACCUCCAGCUUUGGUAAAUGGUGUCUAUCCCAUGGCACGAUUACCUUUAGGUGCUGUUAUGUUAAAUAGCUCCCCAAAUCACGUACCGCCAAUGCCUCCCAACGGCCACUCACAACUGACACCUCCGCCUCCCUCACCCACCACAUCCAUAUCACCGCCUGUCAUCCAUCAAACACAGCAACCGAAAAAAUCAUUUUGCAUCGAUGCCCUGCUGGCCAAAAAUCAAAAUACUCAUGAAUCGCAACAAUCGGCGGCAGCGGCAUCAGUGGAAUCUAUGAAAAAUUCUCACCUGGAUGAUCGUCUUACCGCCGCAAGUCUUCAAUAUGCCCGUGAAAUGUCAGCAGCUGCGGCAGUCGCGGCGGCGGCGGCAUCGGGCGGUAUGUCCGAACAGGAGGCAUUGCAGCGUAUACACGAGUCACGUGAAUACGAUUCGCCGUCUCCCGACGGUAUGUCAAGAUCCGAAUCUCCCACAUCAUCGCAUCGUUCCAGUCCCCCCAUCAGUCCCGGCUGUGAGGAUCAGCAACAUUUGGGCAUGCAUGGCAUGGAUUUGGGUGAUGAAUUUAAAAAGCCAGUGCCUCCUCACAGUCCCAUCAGACCGCAAGAUUUCCCCCUUUAUGCCGGCGGCCAUCCCUAUCAUUUGUUGGCCCAUGGCGGUUCGGCGUUUCACAGGCCUUUAGAUCCUUCGGGAAAGCCAAUACCGAUUCCAAUGGGACAACACUUUAUGCCAUCACAUCUGCAAUUUGAAUUUUUGGCUCGUGCCGGUAUGCUGCAUCAUCGCAUACCCGAACUGGCAGCCUAUCCCCAUCAUGCCAUACUGGGCAAGACACGACGUCCUCGAACGGCGUUCACCUCCCAACAGCUGCUCGAAUUGGAGAAACAAUUCAAGCAAAACAAAUAUCUUUCCCGCCCGAAACGUUUUGAGGUUGCCAGCGGUUUAAUGCUGUCCGAAACGCAAGUGAAGAUAUGGUUUCAAAAUCGUCGCAUGAAAUGGAAACGUUCCAAGAAGGCCCAACAGGAGGCGAAGGAACGUCUCAAACAGCAACAACAACAGCAGCAACAGCAGCAACAGAACUCACCACCCAACACAGUCAGUUAGUUUUUGGCCAAAGAGGCUGUGGGUUUUUACUAGUAUCACCCGCACUACAAUCAGCUAAUGAGUGCAAGCCAGAGCAGUAGUGGUGGUGGUUGUACUUUGCCAGGCACUUCAUCAUUGACAGAAGCAGCAGCAACAACAACAACACCAAUUACGAUAGAAAGAACAGCAGUAACCAAAGAAGAAAUAAGAUGAAAUGAAGAAAAGAGUUUUGUAAAUCCAAUUGCAACCGGUGAUGAUGAUGGCGCUGAUGUGGGUGAGACAUGAAUCCGGCAAAUUACCAAUGCUAGUCACAAAAUUGGUCAAAACGAAACGCAACGAAACAAAGAACAAACAACUACAGUUUUAGUCAACAUAGCCACAAUUAUCCGUCCCAAUUGCCGCUCCUGAUGUUGACCCUAACAAUCUGCCUUGCAAAUUCUAAUGAGGGGUCAUUUAUGUGGUUGUCCUUGUUGUUGCCUCUGCCUCUGCUGCUGCUGCUGUAUGUGGUGGUGUCAAUCCAUGCAAUGGAUAAUGUUGAUAUUUCCUCAUUGUUGUUGUUUUGCUACCAACACCUGAGCCAUUACAUCAAUACACUUAGCCAUGAUUAGGCAACAGCGCAGAGACUGAUGACGUGGUGGAUAAUGGCCAGAGUUUACUUAGCUAAUGAGAUUUACUUAAAUCAAUACCAGAGUAUCCAUGGAGUGUUGGUUGGUGUUGCCAUAUUGUUUGCCAAUGUUUUUGCAAUUAGUUCCAAUUUGUCUGCUGGUGUAUCUAUUUGGAUAUUGAAAGGCAAAACGCAUCGCUGAUGAUGCUGGUGAUGACGAUGCAGAUGAUGUUGUGGAGGUGUAAAAUUGUUUAUUUGUAUUUAGACAAGUUUAGUCAUGCCGCUCUAAACUGAUUGCAGGCAGCAAUGGUCUCAGUGGCAACAAAUCGCAUUAUGUGAUACAAUUGAAUACAAACAACAUCGACAACAAUCCAGAACAAAUUCACAAUAGCAUUGAAAUAUUGCGAUUUUCAAUUCAAUUCUGACACGAACGAACAACACUCGCAUCGCCGUGUCGUCUCGUCUCGUGUGCAUUGUAAAUAUUUAUUGUAAAAAUGAAUGAACAAAAUACAAACUAACUAAAAGUAUUAAUUAAUAUUUGUGUAUUAUUAUUAUUAGUAUUAAAUAAGUCCUAGGUACAAUUUAUUGAAUUUUGAAUAGAAAGAAAACAUAAAGAACAAAAAUAAAACAAAAAUGAAUAAAUAAAAAAUCAACAAUUAAAACAUUAAAAUAUAA
Molecule: messenger RNA, 3322 nt
Organism: Musca domestica (house fly)
Lineage: Eukaryota; Metazoa; Arthropoda; Insecta; Diptera; Muscidae
Gene: exex
Product: homeobox protein Nkx-6.1
Exons: 3
Coding region: 373-2064 (563 amino acids)
Biological process (GO): central nervous system development; spinal cord motor neuron cell fate specification; regulation of DNA-templated transcription
Cellular component (GO): nucleus
Molecular function (GO): DNA-binding transcription factor activity, RNA polymerase II-specific; sequence-specific double-stranded DNA binding
Source: RefSeq, a predicted model, not a curated record